AUGGCGGAAAGGGGUCCCGGAGAUGAGGCCUCGGCUUCCGAGCAGGAUCUCCUUGCGGAGGAAGUGCUCUUCGUGAUCCUUUCCGUCGCCUUGCUGGUGGUGUGCUCUGUUGUCGCCUGGCAAUUGGCGCAGCUUUACCGGCUGCUUCUGCAAGAGCGCAGCGUGAGGCAAUUUCGGCCCCGUGCUGGCUUGGGUUUGCCUGCUGCUGACUUGCAGAGCCUGCUUGCAGAGCCCGCGCCGGACGCCAGCGAGUGCUGCGUUUGCCUGCAAGAGAUCGAGGAAAGCACACCGUCCCUUCGCUUGCAGUGCUGCUCGCACAUUUAUCAUCACAGCUGUAUUGUGGAAUGGCUUAGAGUCGUUGCGAGUUGCCCUAUGUGUCGGCAGCACGUGGGCAGUCAAAGCGAGGCAGCAGAUGUAGGGCCUUGA
Effrenium voratum is the source of this 426-nucleotide messenger RNA. Lineage: Eukaryota; Dinophyceae; Suessiales; Symbiodiniaceae. The record is from the annotation of a GenBank genome assembly.